GGACUAAAACUAAAGAGGGUGUGGUGCAGAGUGUGACCUCAGUUGCGGAAAAGACCAAAGAACAGGCCAACAUGGUAAGCGAUGCCAUGGUAGCCAGUGUGAACACCGUGGCCAGCAAGACAGUGGAGGAGGCUGAAAAUAUUGUGGUGACCACUGGCAUCGUUCGGAAGGAGGAUUUGGUACAUCCAUCUCCAGCUGAGCAUGGGGCCCCAGAAGACCAGCCAGCAGAAGCUACUGAAGAGGUUGAGGGCAGCAGAGACUAGCUGGGGAACCAUCGUUGAGCCAGGCCAAGGAUUGUGGAGCCAGUAGCUGACACUAACCUUCUCCCCUGUCACCUGAACAAGAUGGCUUCUUGGACCCAGCUCCCUCCCUUCUUCCCUGUUCCUGACUGGAUGAACACAUCAUGCUACAUGUGAAUAUCAGGUUCUAGAGCAUAUGUGUUGAGUAGCCGUGUGCUGGGUAUCUUCCUUCUACUCCUACCUGUAGCUUAAGUCUCCCCCACAUUAGUCCAUCUGUCCAUCUAUCUGAGCAUCCUUGUUGCUGCUUCUUCCCUUCCUCCCUCCUUGUUUCCCUCUGUUCAUUUGGACUCCAUAGAUGUUGGGUAUGCUUUAUGUAUUUAUUUAUUUACAAGUGAUACCAAAAUAAAACUGUAUUUGAACCAUG
Molecule: messenger RNA, 663 nt
Organism: Phascolarctos cinereus (koala)
Lineage: Eukaryota; Metazoa; Chordata; Mammalia; Diprotodontia; Phascolarctidae
Product: gamma-synuclein-like
Biological process (GO): chemical synaptic transmission; synapse organization; synaptic vesicle endocytosis
Cellular component (GO): neuronal cell body; axon terminus; cytoplasm
Molecular function (GO): cuprous ion binding
Source: RefSeq, a predicted model, not a curated record